UCACAGCACAGCUACUCACUCCCGGUCUUCCCUCCCCUAGUUAGUCGUGCCACUACUACUAAACAAACGAGCCAUUUCUUUGUUCCAUCGCGUCGCCACCCAUUUCUUCCGGCGCCCAAACAACUCCCUCUCCCUCUGCUCCUGUUCCAUCCAUCGGCCUCUCGCCCCAGCGUCCCUGCUAGCCCUGCACCGUACCGGCCCUGCCCAUUCCCGAUGGCGGUGAUGACGGACAUGCCCGCGGCGACGGCGCUGCGCGCGCCGGCCCCGGCCGCCCCGGCCGCCGCGGCGGCGGCGGGCAGCGACAAGGACGCCGAGAAGCUGAGGUUCAUCGAGGAGAUGACCUCCAACGUGGACGCCGUGCAGGAGCGCGUCCUGGCCGAGAUCCUCGCCAGGAACGCCGGGACCGAGUACCUGGCGCGCUGCGGCCUCGCCGGCGCCACCGACCGCGCCGCCUUCCGCGCCAGGGUGCCCGUCGUCACCUACGAGGACCUGCAGCCGGACAUCCAGCGCAUCGCCAACGGCGACCGCUCGCCCAUCCUCUCCGCGCACCCCAUCUCCGAGUUCCUCACCAGCUCUGGAACCUCGGCCGGCGAGCGCAAGCUCAUGCCCACCAUCAAGGAGGAGCUCGACCGCCGCCAGCUGCUCUACAGCCUCCUCAUGCCGGUCAUGAACCUGUACGUGCCGGGGCUGGACAAGGGCAAGGCCCUCUACUUCCUCUUCGUCAAGUCGGAGACGACGACCCCCGGCGGGCUGACGGCGCGGCCCGUGCUGACGAGCUACUACAAGAGCGAGCACUUCAAGAACCGGCCCUACGACCCGUACCACGACUAUACCAGCCCGACGGCGGCCAUCCUCUGCGCCGACGCGUUCCAGAGCAUGUACGCGCAGAUGGCCUGCGGGCUGUGCCAGCGCCACGACGUGCUCCGCGUGGGCGCCGUCUUCGCGUCGGGCCUCCUCCGCGCCAUCCGCUUCCUGCAGCUCCACUGGGAGCAGCUCGCCGACGACAUCGAGGCCGGGUCGCUGACCCCGCGCGUCACCGACCCGUCCGUCCGCGAGGCCGUGGCCGACAUCCUCCGCCCGGACCCGGAGCUCGCCCGGUUCCUCCGCGCCGAGUGCUCCCGCGGCGACUGGGCGGGCAUCGUCACCCGCGUGUGGCCCAACACCAAGUACCUGGACGUGAUCGUCACCGGCGCGAUGCAGCAGUACAUCCCGACCCUGCAGUACUACAGCGGGGGCCUCCCCAUGGCGUGCACCAUGUACGCCUCCUCCGAGUGCUACUUCGGCCUGAACCUCCGCCCCAUGUGCCGCCCGUCGGAGGUGUCCUACACCAUCAUGCCCAACAUGGGCUACUUCGAGUUCCUCCCCGUGGACGAGGCGAGCGGCGUGGCGUCGGGCGACGCGGCGCAGCUGGUUGACCUCGCCCGCGUGGAGGCCGGGCGCGAGUACGAGCUGGUGAUCACCACGUACGCGGGGCUCUACCGCUACCGCGUCGGCGACAUCCUCCGCGUGACCGGGUUCCACAACGCGGCGCCGCAGUUCCGGUUCGUGCGCCGCAAGAACGUGCUGCUGUCCAUCGAGUCCGACAAGACCGACGAGGCGGAGCUGCAGCGCGCCGUGGACCGCGCGUCGGCGCUGCUCCGGGAGCGGCGCGGCGCGGCGGUGGUGGAGUACACGAGCCACGCGUGCACCCGGAGCAUCCCGGGCCACUACGUCGUGUACUGGGAGCUGCUGGCCACCGCGGCGGAGCAGGGGGAGGACGCGGUGGACGGGGAGACGCUGGAGCGGUGCUGCCUGGAGAUGGAGGAGGCGCUCAACUCGGUGUACCGGCAGAGCCGGGUGGCGGACGGCUCCAUCGGGCCGCUGGAGAUCCGGGUGGUGCGGUCGGGCACGUUCGAGGAGCUCAUGGACUACGCCAUCUCACGCGGUGCCUCCAUCAACCAGUACAAGGUGCCCCGCUGCGUGUCCUUCCCGCCCAUCGUCGAGCUGCUCGACUCCCGCGUCGUGUCGCGCCACUUCAGCCCAUCGCCGCCGCACUGGGCGCCGGCGGCGGCACCCCGGGCCGACUAGACCGCCCGCCCGCCCAGAUGCAGCUAAGCUUAGACCGCGCGGUGCACGCAGCGCCACGUUCGCCGUAGUAGUACUAGUAUUAGUUGGUUUGUUUUUGCAAUUUUUUUUGGUCGUGUCAGGCCAAGUAGUAGAGAUGCUACGCUCGUGUUGAUUAGGCCAGUCGUGUUUCGGAGUUAGAGGAGCGUGUUAAGUAGUGUACGUGCUAUGUAAUGUGGGUGGGUGAAACGCUCUGCAGGGGCUAAGCUCUAGCUCGAUUUAGCUGCCGCUGCUGGGUGUUGUUAAUUGCUAGUAGUUCUUAGCGAGUGAUGCCGUUACUAGUACCAGUGCUAGAGUUCUAUGCCAAGUAACGAAAUGUGCCAAAAAAUGAUGUGUACCUACUCCAGUAUCAGCUUUGUUCGCUCGACCGUUGGGUCUUUUAGAUGUUGUGAUGAUGGGCUUUGGACAA
Molecule: messenger RNA, 2512 nt
Organism: Setaria italica (foxtail millet)
Lineage: Eukaryota; Viridiplantae; Streptophyta; Magnoliopsida; Poales; Poaceae
Product: probable indole-3-acetic acid-amido synthetase GH3.8
Exons: 2
Coding region: 214-2067 (617 amino acids)
Cellular component (GO): cytoplasm
Molecular function (GO): acid-amino acid ligase activity
Source: RefSeq, a predicted model, not a curated record